Pelobates fuscus (common spadefoot toad) is the source of this 3237-nucleotide messenger RNA. RefSeq names its product acyl-CoA binding domain containing 4 (gene ACBD4). The transcript has 11 exons. Gene Ontology annotation, molecular function: fatty-acyl-CoA binding. Gene Ontology annotation, cellular component: cytoplasm. Gene Ontology annotation, biological process: fatty acid metabolic process. Lineage: Eukaryota; Metazoa; Chordata; Amphibia; Anura; Pelobatidae. Bases 295 to 1446 code for a protein of 383 amino acids. The record is from RefSeq and is a predicted model, not a curated record.
UUCCAGGCUGGCCUUCGGCCUUUGCACAAUCCCCGAGCUUUCUUGACAGAUGCAUACCGUACCGGAGGGGGUCUCAGGCGGAUGAAUCUCAACACCGACCCCGGAAGGCAAGACGCCUAGAGGCCUGUGCGUCCGCUGUCCCGAACGAGCAGGUUCUUUGCAUUCUCCAUGGUAUCGCCUUCAAAACAAGCUGCAGUGACAAACUGCACUUGGAUCUUCUACAGCUAACGGAGCCGUAGACCUGAUACAACUGUCCAUCACAGGGUCGGCGGGACGACAUAUAUAAAAAAAAAGAUGUUGAUAGACCAAGAUGAGACGGAACCACAGAGACAAUUUAAUGCAGCAGUGUCUGUCAUCCAGGGCCUGCCUAAAAAUGGAGCAUAUCGUCCAUCGUAUGAAGAGAUGCUUCGAUUCUACAGCUACUACAAGCAGGCCACAGUAGGUCCCUGUAGCAUUCCACGGCCUGGAUUCUGGGAUCCUAUUGGUCGAUAUAAGUGGGAUGCCUGGAACCGGCUUGGAGACAUGAGUCAAGAUGAUGCCAUGUGUGCUUAUAUCAAAGAGAUGAAAUCAGUGGCACAAAAGAUUAUCGACACAGUGCCUCUGGAUGACAAGUCUCCUGAUAUGUUUGAGCCUUUCCGACCUUUGUAUGAAGUUAUUCCAGAUAUGCCUCGUCCUCCAGAUACCUUCUUCAAGGAAACCCCUGAGUUUGGAAAUCCCGAUGACGAGGAACCUGACCUUGGGCUAAAGGAAGUCGUCUGCUCUCCAUCUGCAACUUCUCAAGCUUCCAUACCUCAAGACGAGCAAGUGUGGGUGCAUUCACAGCCAGAUCAACAGGGAGAAGAAAUACGAAGUGACCCUAUAGGAGAGGCUUCCAACUUUGUACCACAUGCAAGGGAUGUGCAUAGCUGGGCAUCCAGUAAUGAAGAUUUCUGCGACAGUAUAGAAGAAGUAGGACGUGUACAGGUGUUUGAAGGUAUCGAUUCCCGGAUCAAACCUCACCUUUUUCAACCAACCUCAGACGCCACAACCUCAAAUGAGCACAGCAGGAGGCAGAAGCGAGAAACGCUGAGGGAUACCGAAUGUGAUGUAGAGAUAGUGGCUCAGUCAACUAGUGAAUCCUGGCUUGUGAGCUCUGGAGAAACAUUCGAUUCAGACAUGCCCAGUGGAUCACAGAUCAGGAAAGAGCAUUCACCUCACCAGCUGAGCCACCAGAUUGCUGCCACAGUGGACGCCCUGCAAGCAUCCAUCCAGGGCAUCAGUCAGCGUCUUGAAAGUCUGGAAAAGAUGCUGCAGGCUCAGCAGUUGGAGGAAACUCCACAUGAAACUGACAAAGAGAUGAAAUCUUGGAUCUCUCUCUUCAUCCAAUCUCGGACUCUGUUCUUUAUUUUUAUCUGGCCGUUCAUUGUGCACUGGCUGUUGCGUAGAUCGUACCGAUGGAAAAGAUGACCUGCCUUCUACCUCAAUCAAACUAUCAAUUUUUAAUGUUCAAACAUUCAUGGAGCCACAAGUAAAUGCAAUAAUUAGACAUGAGCUGGGGAAAAUAUACCGUAGAAACCUGAGGACUGAGAGAAAUCAGAUUUUUCUUUUUGCUGCUGGUGAUUGAAGCUCCCGUGGUUUGCUGGCUAGCUUCGUCAUGCAGCAAGACAUCCAAAGUCAACCAUCACUGGAUAAUCAUUACACAGUACACGGCUCUGACACUUGCCUGACAAUAAAUCCCUCGGCCGUUCCUUGUUUUGGCACCUAUGACUAAAUACGCUCAUUUUAUUAUGUUUUUUAGGUAUUCCCUAUUUUUAUUUACUGCGUUUCAAUGCUUCUUUGCCUGUAUGAGAACUGAAGCGUGUGAGACACAGUCACUUGCCACAUCAGGACAAUUACAAUUUUUUAUAUAGCACCAACUUAUUCCACAGCGCUGUACAAUAGGUAAACAAGACAUUUAAUUCUAACAAUACAAGUAUGAAAUACGGGGAUAUUAGGUGAAGCCCAAAUGAGCUUACAAUCUAAAGAUCAUUUCAGCUUUUUUUAAUUCAAAUAUGAAUUUAUUGACAAUUGAAUCAAUAGCCAAGCACUCAGUGUCUCCAUGGGGAGAUAAACCCUGUAUCAAAAUAGGUUAUUAGUUAUUAUCAAAUUCUUAUUUUGUGCAUAUUAUAAAAAAAACAGUUUUUUUCCCCAUGGUACAUCUUUGCAUGCUUUGAAAUUCGUAAAACUGACCAGACCAUAUACAUUUAGGGCACCGCACUCUCCUGGUCCCUAGGGUGCAACCGGGCCAGAGGUAGGCCAAACCUCACUUUGCAGUUCUGGAUAAUAAAUGGCAGUUCAGGCACUGAAGGUGACACAAAAGUAAGCACUGUUUAUUGGAGCAAUAAGCAACGUUUCGACCCUGCAGGGUCUUUUUCAAGCUAACUUGGUGUCACCUUGAGUACCUGGACAGUCAUUUAUUAACCUAUCAUUUAGAGGCAGCAUUAACCUGUAAGCAGGGAUAUCCUGAAACAGUUUACACAUUUUUGUGUUCUGCUCUAUAUUUUUAACCCCGCAAUAAAUAUUGGUCAAAAAAUAUUCCUAUAAAUCAUACUGAGAGAAUCUUUAUAAGCACCCCAGCUUUUUAAAUUAGAACUCUGAGCAACCAGUAGAUGCUGAAAAAGAUGGUGAUUUUAACUUCCAUUGGCUGCCCAGUUUGAUAAAUUAAAACGUGGUAAACUCUCACUUUCAUUCUGACACGUAUGUUUUGCACUUCACAACAUGAUGACGACGGGGUAUUUUUCAAGAUGUAUGAUUGAAAGGAAGGUGUUUUCCAAUUCUUUGACGUAUGUUGAUGACUCUACAGAAGUGAACGAUGCCAGUGGGAGAUGAGACGUGUUUGCUUCCUUAUAUCUAAUAUGUGCAGUACUCCAUGUGAGCGUAUCUCAAUGGUUUUAUUAGUAGUACCAUUCAUGUUUUGUUUUUUUCCCACAGUGGGAUAUCUUUUAUCAGUGUUACCUCCAACUAGCAUCCUUUUGUGAGCGGUCCAGUAGAUUAAAAUGUAAGAAAAAAAAACCCACACCUUAUAUUUUGCAUAGGAAGGUGUUGAAUGGAAAGAGGAGGGAGUGGCUGUUAAUUAUUUCAAUAGUAAAAAUGUUGCUGAUGCACUGAUUAGGGGAGGCCAUACGCCACAACUUUUCAAGUCAUCAAACUUGGACACGUUAGAGCACUCCAGAUGUUGUGGACUACAUCUCUCUUGAUGCUUUGCCAGCAUUAUGGCUG